AGUAUCCUCGCAAUACAGUGGCAUUACCUCUUGAGUUGAUCUCAUCUGGCCCGUGACACCGCGAACCGGGGGACAUUCUAUCGCCUACGGCCUUUUUCAUUAAAAAAAGACCCCUUAAUUUUACUCCGUUUACCGAGUGCCGGACGCCAAUAGGAGUAGGCCCUAUCUAUCCUUGUACGGGAGGAGGAGCGAUUUCUCUCCUUUUCAUCAUAACACCACUUCAAACCCUGAGGACACUAUCAUCAUCGUCAUGUCCCUCCCUGCGUUACGGCCAGAGUCCGAUAUAGGCAAGCACUCGCCCCUGCAACUGGCAACGCCACCGGCUACGAGCUCCCCUCCUCCUUCUUAUAAGCCGCUUAGAGACGGUCCGCUCGAGCUAUGGAUGUCGCCACCCCAGCCCGCACGGGAACUCUAUGACCAUAUCCUCCACGUCCAGGAGAUUGCCGAGGAUAAACGUAUACGAUUAAGGGAGCUGCGUAUGCAGCGAGAGGGCCAGGAGCACUCCUGUACCGAGGAUAGCGAGACGACGCCCUGGUUGAAGCAUACGGGGUGGCCGCAACGGUUUUGUAACCGACCGCUUGAUAUCAUCACCGCAUCUGCGAGACUGCCUGUUCGAGGCCCCAAUACGUAUAAGGAGGAUCUUGUGCUUGGGAGGUGGAGGGGAGAAUUGCUACGCAGCACAGCAGCAAGCGAAGCCCGGAUGCGAGUGCUGAUGCACGCCGUGGACGACAUGUUUGACCGGGCCGAGGAUACACUCACAUGCACUCCCUACCAAUUGCGUUGCUGGCUCACGAGCUACCAGCAGGACAUGUUCCGACAUCGCCCCCUACGUGUCAUGUCAGCUGCUACAGCUCGAGGGUAUAAGUCGAAGUGGAAGAAGUUCAUCUGCUACAUAUUCCGGGCUUUCGAGAUGAGCCCAUCAUUACGCCGGGAUAUACAUAACGUGCCGCUGCGUGGCGAUGACGUGCAGAUGAUGAGGCACAUAUUGAACUUGGCAUCGGAUAUGGUGAGAGCUAGAGAAAACGGCGACCAAGCUACGGGCGAGAGCGGUGAACCUCGCGAUCCCGAUAACAAUGAUGACGAGGAGGAGGACAGCCAAAGCUAUAGUGGCAGUGAUUCAGACAGCCAAAGCGAAAGCGACAGCGAAAAUGAUAGCGACAGCGACUACACAGAUGAUCGCAGCGAUAACGACAGAAAGAAGGAUGAGGAUAGAGGCGAUAGGUCUCAGGACGAUGACGAUGACGAGGUGAUGCAAUCUGGCUAUAUCCCGGACCUUAGGGCGAGUCAGGCCACCUUCCGCCUUCCCCAAGGUAUCCGUCUGGAGUUGUCAGAGGCUUUAUUGCAGCUCUCGAUGAUGUUCUGGACCUACCAGAGCCAAGAUGGAGCCAUGACGUGCUCCACUAUCGUACACUUUGUAGCCGUUUUGGGUAUUCACCCAUCGUCCUUGGCGUACCGCAACGCAUACGACUACACCCCGGAUCUCGCAGCCCUGGUCUGGGUUGGCCGGCUGUUGUUCCUCGAGUACAGCCUACCGAGGUUCAGCUACGAUACGCUUGUAUACCGCUGGCCGUGCCGAGCUGCGUACCCGUCACACCCUGAGCGCCUAGAGGCGAUUCGGACCAAGUAUAUGCUUAGGGGAUGCUACUCACCGCUGGCCGAGCUGAUCGAGCUCAAAGCUUUCGGCAAGAGCAUAGCGCGGAAGGAGGGGGCGCGCGCGACGCUUACCUGGGCACCGGAUGGGGGCUCGUUCACGAUUGGCAAUCACAAAGUGAUACGAUUGUCCGAGUUCUGUACGACAUAUCGGGCAGCAAUCGCACAGGUAAAGGAGUUAGUUGCCGAGCUGAUGCUGGGCUGGGACCCUGUAAUCGAUCUUUCUGCAAUUCGCGACGACCUGACUUGUCAGACGCCUGGAUGGAGUUUCCUUGAUCACUCGGAAAACCGACUGUCAGGGACAUACAAGGCGAUGGCACGUCGUGCUUGGUCAUCCACAUUCCGCGGCAAAGCACUGGCUAAGUCAGGUCACUGGCUACCAGAGCCGUGCUUAGCUUACCUAGAGGCAGGAGCCAAGAUGUCCAAACAGGGCUUCUCUGCAUUCCACAUCACGUCUGGGCUUCCGGGUCGGGCUACGGAGACCACGGGCAUCCGCUUCCGCAAUACCAGGCUGGCCAUCAGAAAUAUGUGCAUCCGCGAAGGGCAGGUCAUGAUCAUCAUCAGCUACAACAAAGCUCGCGCCUCAACCAAUCACGCGUUCUACGUUGUCCGUUACCUGCCAGAUGAGCUCGGCAUAUCCUUUGUGACCUAUGUCGCAUACAUCCGCCCCUUUCUGGACUUCCUCGCCACUCAACUCGAGCUGCCGCACUAUCAUAGCAACGAAUUUCUCUUCUCAGACCCCAGGCACAAGAGGAGGCACAUGUCUCCCUCGCAGGCGACAGAGGCUCUCAAGGAACUAACUCAAACUUUGCAGACACCAUGGACCAUUUCGCUCUACCGCCAGGCGGCGAUCGCUAUUGCGAAGCGUCAUAUCCGCGACCUGAUCAAGAAGAGGAACUGCUACCACCCGAGCGAAGGGAGCGAUCCGAUUCGGGUCCUGGCGGCCGGAGUCGGACACCGGCCAAGGAUGCUUCUGACAGGCUACGCCAUCGACACAGCCCUCCCGAGUCGACUCCAGGCCGAGCUCCUCGAGAUGUACCGCCAGCUAUCGACUCUAUGGCAAAGCUGGAACCAGGAAUACUAUAACCGUCAUUGUAUAGCAAAGGAGAGCGCAGAAUCUGAGGGUAUAUCACAAUGUAGCCCAGCAGGUGUAUGGACACCCAAUCCAGAGCGUCGAAAGAAAGGACGAGGGACAGUUGUCAGAUAUGAAGCGCUACGAGAAGAAGUGAAAGGAACUAGUGCGAGCUGUGUCACCUGCGAUAUCCAAUCAAGCUCUGAAGUCAUGACGGCGCAACUGCCCCCAGGCUUUAUCUACAACGCGGAGCAUCAGAUCCUUAUAUGCGUCGCGUGUAAGUCUGCCAUUAGCCCGGGGAAAAAGCCACUUUACAGCCACCUCAACCGCACCCACCGUAUCCUAGGCCCUACCUGCAAGGCUUAUAUCCAGCGCUUUAGUACCCUCCAGCUCUUGCCGCUGAACGAUCUUGUUCUUCCACGCGAGAAGAUCCCGGCUAUUCCCGGCCUCCGGAUUUUUAUAGUAUUUCGAUGUAACGUCUGCCAACAUUUGACGUCCCGUUGGGACUCUAUUCUUGAUCAUAUAUCAACACAUAAGCUUGGCAUGCGUCCUUUACUAGCUUGGGAGAGGGGACUGAUCAGCAGAUGCUAUGCACAGACUUUCUCGUCUGCCAAAGGGCGAAUCGUCUACUUUGAGAUCAUGGCACCUUCAUUGGCUACUGACUAUAGCGGCAGCAGGCAGCACGCGAUCUAGAGGAUAAGGCAGCGGUGGUCGAGGAUGCUGUCGGGGACAGGGCAGAUCGGGAGCCGUGGCCGGUCUACAACGGAUUUCCAGCGCACCUACGGGGGCUCCGAGACUGUUGGAGAUCACAAGUGUGAGGCGACCAAGUCGGUGGCAAAGGUGUGGAAGAAGGUGGAACAUUCCACAGAGAUCGUGCCUGUACAUAAAUAG
This is a messenger RNA of Ilyonectria robusta, 3613 nucleotides long. RefSeq lists its product as uncharacterized. NCBI's taxonomy places the organism in Eukaryota, Fungi, Ascomycota, Sordariomycetes, Hypocreales, Nectriaceae. The transcript has a single exon. The record is from RefSeq and is a predicted model, not a curated record. Bases 251 to 3415 code for a protein of 1054 amino acids.